Candidula unifasciata is the source of this 701-nucleotide messenger RNA. NCBI's taxonomy places the organism in Eukaryota, Metazoa, Mollusca, Gastropoda, Stylommatophora, Geomitridae. The record is from the annotation of a GenBank genome assembly.
CCGUGCUAUCAGCGGCAGGGCGCGGGGCCGACCAAGAACUCUACAUCCUGGCACCGUGUCAACCGGUCAACAAGAACUUCCCCCACCCGGGCAACUGCCAUGGCUAUCUGACGUGUGCAACCUGGGGGCUGUGGCCCAUGGACUGUCCCUGGGUUCUCGUGUUUGACGAGAAAACUGGGAACUGCGAAUGGCCAUAUCUGGUACCAAGAUGCAGGGAGAACCCACCCAUAACCGCAUGCAACCCAAAUCCUUGUGUCAACGGAACCUGUGCUCUAACCACUGACAGCAAACUGGGAUAUCAGUGUAUAUGUAACACUGGAUUUAUUGGACCAUUGUGUUCUACAGUUUCUCUAUAUCUCCCAAUGACAGAUGACUUCUGUAACCCUAAUCCGUGCACUCACGGUCGGUGUAUGUCGGACAGCUCCGGUUUCAGCUGUGACUGCAGGGGCUCAGGGUACGAGGGCGUCUUCUGUGAUAUUCCCAUCCCGCUCAACUGCCCGACCCACCAGUGUCCGGUCGACGCGCCCAGGUACAACUACCCGGACUGGACCGACCUUAACUGUGCUUCUUACUACAACUGCGAAAGGGGGACACUCAGUCAACGCCUGUGUCCAGCUGGUCAGAAGUUUGACGUCAUCACCACGGUCUGCAAGCAGUAUUCUGACCCAGAGGCUAUCUUUUGUGAAUAUUUCAGGAACUGA